Amoebophrya sp. A25 is the source of this 6819-nucleotide messenger RNA. The record is from the annotation of a GenBank genome assembly. Lineage: Eukaryota; Dinophyceae; Syndiniales; Amoebophryaceae.
UCAUAUUCAUCUGGACGUGGACGAAAGCCUAAAUAGUCCUUCCCAUGGAUUAGCUUUUGUAACUGAGUACGCGGCCUAGCAGAUUGAUACACGUACAUUUGAACUUGAAUCAGCUGGUAAGAAUAUGUGUGCGAAGAUGAGGCCUGAAGCAAGCAGUCACGUACCAGACAAUCUUAAGGGGAAUACUGGAGUUAUGUUGCAGCGAGGCGAAGACACUAAGAUGAUUCUGCGUCGCCGCCAACAAAUUGAUGUGAUCAAGCGCAGGCGUUUUGAUCCUGAUGAAGAUGAAGCCAGCGCAAGUGACAACGGAGAACAAGUCGAAUGUGCUAAAGAAGAAGACGGAGAGGAGAAUGACAAUGAGCAGCUGUAUUGUACAACCACCGUGUCCAGCAACUACACGGGAGCAGCGGCAAUGGCUAACUUUGUGGGUUCUUCGAUAAAACCGGAUCACGACGAUGCGAUGGUACUCGCUGGUGUUCCUUUCUACCGCGUUGGAGGUGACAAUUUGGCCUGCUCUUUCUAUUCGAAAAUCGGUGCGUGUCGACAUGGAAACCAGUGCUCGCGCCGACAUAUCAAGGUCAGAGAAUCCAGAACCGUGCUGCUUGCGCAUAUGUAUCGCGGUCUAAAAUGAUAUCAUGUUUACCCUACUACAUUUCGUACAGGCGAAUCACAGAAGCAGUGUAAAGAACGUAGUGCUUGUCCACUCUUGUUCAGCCAUGUAAUCUAUCAUGCAUGUGUGUACAAAUAAUAUAUUGUCAUAAUGCGGUAGUAGUUCGACUCCCCGCCUUUUAAUCUGUUCUUGUUGUAGAUGUCGGCCAAAUUACUAAAGUGAUCACUCAAGAAUAUUACUGCUUUUGUACAAUGCUGUUGCUGCUUUCCAUGGAUGUCCUCAUUCAUUACUAGCGAGCAUCGAGCCACUUUUUGUUGCUUGACCUACCUCGUAUGUAUGUUUAGCUUUUCCGGUUCAUCUUCGUGUUGCAGCCAACGGUACUGGGAGGUUUUUUCGUCUUUAAUUGCUUCAGGUUUGCAGAUACUUCGGAAACUUUAGCUGUAUCUUCAGAUCCGCAGCCGGGAUUGAGCGCAGUGACCGAGAAGGUCUACGAUACUGCAAGUCGGCAGAUCCAAGAGUUCUAUGAAGAAAUGUUCUACCAAAUGUCGAAGUAUGGAGAAAUCGAGGACGUCAUUCUAGUCGACAAUCUUGCGGCGCAUGUAAGAAAGCUCUAUAUUCCAUGUAGACGUAGAGAUAUGGAUACCUAGACGAGGACGAUAAUCGUCUUUGAUGUUAUAAAUAUAUGUUCCAGGGGUGGAGGCCCCCUGUGGGACUUACGGAACGCCGUAGAGCUGUUCGCGACGCGUGACGCCCACCGCGUGACGCCGAGAACUUCGGGGGGAGACGAGACUACUGCGCCCAACUUUAAGCGUGACGCACCACGCGACUAACUCGCGCGAUGAUGUGCUUCACGUGUCACGCGGCGGCGCGUGGUCCGCGGGUCUUUGGUCGGUCCGUGGAUCUUUGAACGCUCGGCGGAUCUUUGAUCGAUUCGCGGGCUUUUGGUAGAUCCGUGGGUCUUUGAUCGAUCCGCGGGUCCUUGAUCGCUCCGCGGUUCCUCGAUCGAUCCACGGAUUGGCCGGCCCGUGGAUCCUUGGGCGAUCCGUGAGUCCUUGAUCGAUCUGUGGAUCCUUGGUCGAUCCGUGGAUCUUUGACUGAUCCGCGGGCCCUUGAUCCAUCCGUGGGCCCUUGGUCGAUCCGUGGGUCUUUGAUCGCACGCGCCGGGGAUCCUUGGCCGAUCCGUGGAUCCUUGGCCGAUCCGUGGGUCACUGACCAAGCCGCGGGACACUGAUCAAGCCACGGGCCCCUGAUCAAUCCACGGAUCGCCGGUCGAUCCGUGGGUCUUUGAUUAAUCCACGGAUCACCGACCAAUCCGCGGAUCCCUGGUCGAUCCGUGGGACUUUGAUCAAUCCGCGGGUCACUGAUCAAUCCGCGGAUCCCUGAGCAAUCCGCGGAUCACUGCGCAAUCCGCGGAUCACUGAGCAACCCGCGGGUCACUGAUCAAGCCGCGGGUCGCUGAUCAAUCCACGGAUCACGGAUCGAUCCGCGGAUCCCUGGCCAAUCCACGGGUCACCGAUCGAGCCGCGGGCCACUGAUCGAUCCUUGGGUCGCGCGUGCCGCGUCAUGUGUCACGCGUCACGCGUCAAAGAAGAGCAAGAAGGUCACCCUUAUAAUAGGGGGCGACGCGGUGGGAGUAAUGUGGACAGCUCUACGGCGUUCGGUCCACCUCACGAGGCUCCCUCCUCCGUGGAUGGAGCGGCGGCGGCGUCCGCGUGCCCUUUUUUCCACGGUGAUGACAUGUAAGGACUCCCAGGGGUGAAGGCCUCAAAAGGCCGAGCCGGAGUCCCCUGGCGACUCUCCGCGCGUACCCCACAGGCCUCCCGCCUCUUGGGUCUUAUCUUAUCAGGGGGACGGCCUCCGGGGAAAGAAGGCCGCCGAAGGCGGCGACGGUCGCGAGGCCUGGCCCCUUUGGCCCUCUUGAGGGGCAGCAGGGGCCAAACUCCGCCAGUGAGGAGCCCGCACGCUGGAGGUCGAUGGGGUACGUACAUGCAACACGGCAAGGGGGUCAAGCCUUUGCCGCCUUCGGAAGCCUUCCGCCCCUGGCUGUCGGUGCUUGAAGUUGAACGGCCUCAGGGAUUUGGGUUCUGCAGGGUACAUGCAAGAAGCCGCGAGGGCUCGGCGGUGGGCGUUUGGGGGCCUUCCUGCCUGGCGGUCCCCCGGGAAAAAGGGCCAGGGGCUGGAGGCCCCCCCUCCCCCCUCGAAAAGUUAGAUUGGGGGGGGCUUGGCCCCUGGAACAUAUAUAGGGUAAGUGAUCCUCUGACUCGGAGUAUCUAACUACAUCUUUUGACAUACACGCUCACGCACUCAUCCACGAUCAUCACAAAGUUUCUACUAGGUACUUCCAGUUCCAGUUCUACUUCUAGACCUACCAUUCCAGGCAGCUGACACCACAUUAAUCAUCCACUACUUCAUCUGCAGAUGACCGGUAACGUGUAUGUGAAGUAUUUCAUCAAAGAGGCGGCAGCAAGGGCACUGGAAAAUAUCAGUGGCAAGUUUUAUUGCGGACGCGUGAUCAAAGCUGAGCUAAGCCCUUGUGUUGAGUUUAGGGAUGCCCGUUGCAGUGCGUUCACCGAAGGAACGUGUCCCAGAGGACAGUACUCCACUUUGCUAUGUUUCUGUACGAAGACUGGAACUGCAUCAACUGCAAGUCGAACAGCAGACAGGUUGAGCUUUUACUAGUCCUACAAGUUGUACAUCGUCGUCUACUACACCCGGAGAAAGUGGAGGUAGAAGUUGUUAAAUCAUAUGGUACUCGUACCUGCUACUGCUUCACUGUACCUAAAGUGUUUACAGUGACAGGCGAAAACAUCCUGCUCUGUGUAGUCGCCUUUUAAACAAAACAGAAAUUGCAACUUUUUGCAUCCACGGCAUGUGGCGCGUGCUAUCAAGCGACAGUGUGUCUUGCAAAUGUAUGCUGAUCACCCGGAAUACCUUGCGGCCAGAGAAGCGGCUGGAAAGCCCAUCAGGUGGACGGCCUGCGACACAAAGAAAAGAAAAGUUGAGUACUCAGAUUUUGCUUUUCUCAUUUAGUCAUACAAAUAUCAUCAGAAUGAUCUGAAAAAAUUUUCUUUGUAAUAUUUGUAAUUCGUUUAGUUGACUUCUUGAUUUCUGCAAUCAGUGGGCAUCAUUUUCAUGGGAUCCACCUGCAAAAUUCUUCUUAGCUGGGCACACGAUGAGCAAGCUCGGAGAGAAUUUACAGCGCUGUGGUGGAAGGCUUUUAGAGAGCGGCGUGAGAAAGAGAGGCAAGAGGCCUCUUUUGAUGUCACACCGGCGAAUAGUUUUGGCAAACCGAGAUGGGGUGAGCCUACGACACGGCGCGCGGCUGACGGUAGUGAUGUCUAUCAACUAGCGCUUAAUAUUUAUUUCAUAUCCAUAGCUUUAGGUACUAUGUAUUAGAAUUAGCAAGAAAAGCCAGCACAUCCACUUCCACCUGGCUGAUGCUCAUGCAAUUGUUUUUGGUUUUGUACUGCUGCACAUCACGAUUUAACUUUUUGUUCAGGUAAAGGUGGCUUAAUGUUUUUCGAUCGCAUCAGGAAGGCUGCUGAAUCCUCAAGGUCCCUUUCUAGAACUACAAGCAACCGCAACAUUGUGGCACAAGCUGAAUGCGAAAGAGCUCCGUCGUCCUAUGUUCGGAAAAAGAAGAAGCGUGCUCUUGUCGCCGAACAAAGUCCGAGAUCCAAACGAAACGCACGCUCAAUUGACGGUGACAAGACGGGUAGACAUUACACUAGCAGGAGCGGUAGACACGGGAGUAGUGAGAGGCCAACUGGCCGCGAAGUGGAUCGCUUGGAGACCAGCAUGAGAAAGAAUUCCGCGACCGCCUGUCGAGACACACUUCCUCCCCCUCCUGGAAUAGAUUCGAAGUAUAUUCCCAGUAGAAGUUCUAGUAGUACGGGCCAGGUCGGCCUUCUGCUGCCACCACUAGACUCCGUCAACACCACGGCAGAUACUUGCAGCGUGCCGGUGACUCCUCUCCACGAACAACAAGAUGCGCAAGAGCAGGGAACAGAGACGCCCACAACCACCGCUGAUGGCAUCCCCAUCGCAGCCAAAUUGAUGCUGCCCAUGGCAAUUUCCACGAGAGCUGCUACACGAACACAUGUUCAUGUUGUGGGUUAUGCUAGCGCAGCAAGAACAAGUACAUCGACGCGAAAUUUGUCUGGUCCGGGAGUUGGAGGUUGGACUGGGACUGACUUAAUUCUCGUGGACUACAUCACAGGGAACCCAAGAAACAGCCUGACUGCGAGUGAUAUGAUCGGUCCGCCUGCUGCUCCAGUUCCAUCUUUCUCCUCGGCCACUCGUCGCUUCGAUGCUCCCAGUUGAGAGUUAUCGAUUGCGGCAUGGAAAUUUCUGCGAAGUGAAACUAGCUUUGUAUAGCACGCCGAGGAUGAAUUCGACGAACGCACCAUCAUCUAUUGAUAGACGAAAAGCAGCUUUUCCUAGGAUGAAAAAUGCAGUAUCACGACCACCUGAGCAAAAUGCUACCCGUGACCUCCUUGGUGAUGGUCCUCUAGUGCUGACUAGGGCUGCAACUACGGCUACAACACGUUGUGAAUCCUGCCGUUGAUCAUGUCACUGCAAUCUCUCGAUCGAGGAGCCGCUGUCCUCUUCUUCCUCUUCGUUUUCAACUGUACGUAGCGACUGACGCAUCCAUCGUUGGGAGAAAAGAAUGGUACAGACCAACAGGAGUACCAAGCGCACUAGAGGCCUCAGCCCCAUCGAAUAUUGAACAACGGAAUACGUCCUUCCUUUCUUCUUGUGGCUGUGCUGACAUAAUGGGAGGCCCACACACGCGACCAGCUUUUCCUCGAGGACAUAAUGCUCUUGGAGAUGCGUGAAAAAAUUCAUAGAAUCGUAAUGGUGGUCGAAUAAGAGUUUCAAGCUGAAUUUAUGUCAAUGAUAAGGAGGUUGAAGGCAGUGCAACUUUGGAGGACAAUAUUAUCGAGGUCGAUGUACUACAAAAUCAUGCAAUGUUAGCUCCGGUUCGGGUUUUUGAAAAUCGCCUAGCCAUAGGUAGUACAUAGCAGAUGCAGAAUCUUCCAGAGGAGACAUGGGAGCGUGCAGAAGAACUCUUGGAAAAUUUCCUAACGACACAGCUAGAAACUGCCACGGCCAUUUCUUGCAACUACUUCUACACCCCUCAGAAGAUGAGGACAUGGACAAUCACAAGCAUUCGGAGUCGGACAAUCAAAGACCUACCGGCACGAGCAUGAAUAUGAUGCAUGCAUAUACUGAAGACAUACAUGACUGAGGUUGAAGAUGUUGCCCCUUGUUAUUUUGUGGAAUAUUUAAAUUGUUUGCUUUGUUUUUUAGGAAAAUUUCAUAUCCUGUGUCUGAAUCAGUGAUAACUAAGCAGACUGAUGACAAUCAACGACUAGCACUAGCGGACUUCAAGAAGGAAGUCGCUUUUAUUUCGUACUAGAUCGCUUCUAGAUCGCUUCAGAUUCAGCAUGGCUUAAAACAUCUGGGACAGGAAUUCACUUCAAACAAUAUGGAAAUGCGGGACAGCUUAACUAUCCGUGAGGAAUAGUGAACGCGUAUGCGGUAGUUUGAAUGUCAGCCCGUGAAGGAUCGUGAUUAUAUUUAUAUAUAUAAGUAGUCCUUACCUCCAGAAGGCCGCGGAGUUUCCUUGUCCGUAUUAAUUGAUUGUGGCAAACACUGACGACUUACUAAAAGAGAGCGCGAUGAGGCUGCCACACGCAGAGGUCGUUUAUGAAACCGCUCAUCUUCAAUCAGUCGCAGCCAAGUAUUGUUUUUGUAGUGCGUCAUUCAUGAACAAGUAGCGAACACAGUCGUUCUUUAUAUCACGGCAAUAGCGUGGCCCAGUUUUUGUUGUUUGUAGUAAGUAGCUCAAAUGGCCGGCCACUGACCAGAGUGAUAAAGUUGCCUUUUGCUCCUUGUUGUGGUUGUUCCUUCUGUGCCUGUCUAUGACCUUGCUGGUCCUUGCUUUACUUACUUAGUGCAGCACUAGGCUGAUCAUUAUGUUGCUGAUGGUAGUUAUCAUGCUGAUCCUAGAAGUGCGUUUACGGAUCUACCAUGUUGUUGGUGUUGAUCGUCAUCCUGUUGGUGAUAUUGAUCCUGAUCAUCGUGCUAGUAGUGUAGUGGUGAUAGAUCUUAGUUACUUUCUUCACACGGUUAAUUGGUGCUACAGAGAAGCACAAGAACACAGAAAACCAAAUUAGAAAAGGCAUUCGCGGCGCAAGCAAGAC